Molecule: messenger RNA, 2041 nt
Organism: Radiomyces spectabilis
Lineage: Eukaryota; Fungi; Mucoromycota; Mucoromycetes; Mucorales; Radiomycetaceae
Exons: 6
Coding region: 90-1907 (605 amino acids)
Biological process (GO): positive regulation of transcription by RNA polymerase II
Molecular function (GO): transcription cis-regulatory region binding; metal ion binding
Source: RefSeq, a predicted model, not a curated record
AAAAAAAAAAAAAAAAAAAAAGAAAUUGAAAUAAAUGGAACAAGUUUGCAUGAACUAUAGGAGGUAUUCGUGUUUCUGACACUAUCAUCAUGUCAGCCGAUAAUUUUCCAGGCGACUAUACCAAUCGAUACUCGAGCCCAUUUCCUGCACUUCCCAAUCGCUCGAAUGCAAGGCGUAACGACCCUGUAGAUACUGCGGCGGAACGGCUUCGUCAAGUGCAUAUCAACGAGUCGCAUGGACGAUCGCAGCACAAGAAGAGUCGAGGAGUGUCCAUUAAUCAUUUGAUCAACUUUUCAUUCCCGGAACGACCCUCAGUGGAAGAAGACAUCAGUUAUCGAAAACCAACCGCAACAGCUACCACAUCCUACCAACCAUAUCAACGAGAACGAUUUAUAAAUGCAAAUUUCCGUUUUUUACUAAAGGCCUCGACGGAGUAUGCAGUGCAUGCUAUUGAUCCUGAUGCUCAUUUCGACUGGGAUAAUGUACAACAAGUGCUGGUGUCGUCGUCGAAAACACCGACCUGCCCAAUUUGCCUGUCUCCACCUGAAGCGGCUCGCGUGGCGAAAUGUGGCCACAUCUUUUGUUUGCCAUGCAUUCUACGGUUUUUGGAUUUGGCCGAAGCGCAUCCAGGCUCACAGUCUCGGUAUCGAGAGUGUCCUAUAUGUUGGGACUUUAUUUUUGAAGCUGAUUUGAAAAGCGUGCGUAUCAUUCACAGUCGGGCCGUGGAUCCUAACAACGUCGAGUUUUGUCUUAUGCAACGGUCCCAUGCUUCGGCCAUGGCGUUUCCGAUCUCGGAUUAUUGGCCUGUGCCUGACAAGGUGCUUCACACCCAUCUUCCUUUGGCCGCGGCACCGACGCCUUGGGAUUUUACCGAAAAUGCUUUGCCUUUUGCUCGAUUUAUGCUCGCUAGCCCAGACUACAUGUUGCAGGAACGACAACGCGAUGUACGGGAACUCACCGCUUCAUUAGAGGAAGCAGCUAUUGCUGGUGGUGACGACGAAACAACACAAUGGAUUGAGAAAUGCAUCGAUCAAUUGAACACCAUCAUUGAUAUCGAACAGCAGUCAUCGUGUCCCCAAAUCAAGCAAGCCAUGGCCGAAGCAAGAAAAAUUGGUGAAUCCACCGCAGCAGCAGCAGCAGCAGCGCGUCAACGUAGUGACGACAUUUGUACCUCGGACUAUUACUUUUAUCAAGCAGCUGAUGGACAGCAUAUAUACCUUCAUCCUCUAUACAUUCGCAUUUUAAAGCAUGAGUUUGGGAACUAUCACGCAUUUCCACGACGCCUUCAGGUGCCCAUCACUCACACCGAUGAUGUGACCAUGACAGAGGAAGUGCGUCGAAAGUUAAGGUAUCUUGGACAUUUGCCCCUCGCGUGCGAUAUCACAGUGGUGGAUCUGGAUCUGACAGAUGUCGUAUCCCCUCAGACCUUGAGUGUGUUUGAACACGAAUUGCAGUCGAGACGUGAAAAGGUACAGCCAACAGAAGAUACGGGUGGAAAUUCACCUGCAUCGCCAGAGGAACAUGCAAACGAUGAUGAGGCGCAGCAAGCAGAGGAUGUACCGCCCUCGUCAGGCGCCACGUCAAUAAUGGAUUUAGGUAUGGAAAUGCCCCCGGAAGAUGACGAAGAAGCCAUGUUAGAAUAUGUGCUUCGCUUAUCAGCCGCGGAACAUGCAGCGCAGCCCAAUGGAUCGCCGGCAGCCAGUUCAAAUGUGCAUGUGGAGGUGACACGAUCGGAUUCAAUUCCUCAAGAAAGCGAUCACGAUGAAUACGAUGAAUUAUACGAAGAUGACGAGUACUGGAUGGAUGAAGGCGAUGCCCCAUUGGUACUCAAUGAGCGUAAAUAUCCACAGGUUGCUGGAUCCACGUCGUAUCGCCAAGCAACAAGGGGACAUCGCCGGUUACGCUAAGGGCACAAAAUCAAAGGGGGAUAUCAACAAAAAGUAAAAAGGAAAACCAAUAUAAUCAUCCAUGCAUGUAUAUACUUGCUUUGUGCAUUUUUUUAUUGAUAUAAAUGUAUUCUGUUACCAUAUGAAUGGAUGGC